Microthlaspi erraticum is the source of this 1224-nucleotide messenger RNA. The record is from the annotation of a GenBank genome assembly. Lineage: Eukaryota; Viridiplantae; Streptophyta; Magnoliopsida; Brassicales; Brassicaceae.
AUGGAUCGAAGAAACAAGAAAAAGCAAAAGCUCAGCAAAUCGCAAGUAAUCGCAAGUCCCUCUCCUUCAGAGGAGGAAUCGCAAAACGACAACGCCGCUUUAGACCUUACGUGUGAAGUAAUCGCAAGUCCCUCUCCCUCAAAGGAGGAGGAGUUGCGAGAAGCGAUGAAGAAGCAAAACGACGCAGCUUUGGACCUUACCCGUAAAGUAAUUGCUUCCGAAGCACGUCACUCCAACUUUGUCUUCUCUCCGGCGUCAAUCAGCGCCGCACUCGCGAUGAUGGCUGCUGGUAACGGCUCUGGUUCCGAAGAGCUUAACGCCGUCUACAGCGAGAUCGCUACAGUCGCCUUCGCUGACGGAAGUGCCAGCGGUGGCCCCAAAAUCUCGGUGGUUAACGGCGUUUGGGUGGAGCAAUCAUUCCCGGUUGAUCAGUCGUUGAAGGAUCUCUUUGAGAAUGUCUUCAAGGCUACUUUCGCUCAAGUUGAUUUCAUAUACAAGGCUGAGGAAUUGCGUAUAGAGCUGAAUAAAUGGGCUUCAGAUCACACCAAUGGUCUCAUCAAAGAUAUUCUUCCUCCUGGAUCCGUUGAUUCUCAAACCCAACAGGUUUAUGGAAACGCAUUGUACUUCAAAGGAGCCUGGAAAGACCAAUUCGAAAAGUCUCUGACGAAAGUAGAUGAGUUUCACCUUCUCAACGGCAAACCAGUACGUGUUCCUUUCAUGAGAAGCUACGAAAGACAAUACAUUGAGGUUUACGACGGUUUCAAGGUCCUUGCACUACCAUACCGGCAAGGCCGUGAUGGUGGUACCAACCGGAAAUUCUCAAUGUAUUUCUAUCUUCCAGACAAGAAAGAUGGAUUGGACAAUCUUCUUGAGGAAAUGACAUCAACUCCUGGAUUCUUGGAUAGUCAUACUCCGAAGGACAAAGUGUUAGUUGGGGAUUUCAGAAUCCCAAAGUUUAAGUUCUCUUUCAAGUUUGAGGCUUCAAGGGUUUUGGAGGGAGAUGUUUUAGCGACAAUGUACCAUCAAGCUUGUGUCGAGAUCGAUGAAGAAGGCGCUGAAGCUGCUGCUGUCACUUGUGUGAGAAUGGCAGGAUGUCGCAUUUUGAAGCCCCCUCCUCCGAAGAAAGUAGAUUUUGUGGCUGAUCAUCCAUUUAUUUUCUUGAUUAGAGAAGACAAAACAGGAACCGUUUUGUUCUCUGGUCAAAUCUACAAUCCUAGCAGUUAG